This is a messenger RNA of Cotesia glomerata, 1104 nucleotides long. RefSeq names its product glyoxylate/hydroxypyruvate reductase A-like. The transcript has 4 exons. Gene Ontology annotation, molecular function: NAD binding. The coding region runs from base 118 to 1080 and encodes 320 amino acids. Lineage: Eukaryota; Metazoa; Arthropoda; Insecta; Hymenoptera; Braconidae. The record is from RefSeq and is a predicted model, not a curated record.
UAUGACUACUGUUUCAUUCUCUAUUUACAUGGUCCAGAGCCGUAAAUACAGUAAAUAUGAGAAUAAUAUGUCAACUACAUCCGUGGAGUUUUAUUUAUUAGAAAAAUAAUUAAAAAAAUGAACGGUGUUGUUGUUUAUUCUCAUUUAUCAAAAUUAUCACAGCAUAUUAAAAAAAUUAUACCGCAACUCAAUAUUGUUAAUAUUAAUCCAGAUAAUAAUGAGUCACUGGAAUUAAAUAAUGUUGAAAUAAUGGUAACAGAUUGUUCAUUAUUACUGAAUAUUAAGAACAAAUUGAGUAAUAUUAAAUGGAUACAAUUUACAUCAGCUGGAGUUGAAGAAUUACUCAGCUUACGUGAUGAUAAAAAUAUUAAUUUUGUAGCCACCAGAUUCGUUGAUUCAGCUUAUGGUUUAGACAUGGCAGAAUAUGUUGUUAUGCAAAUUGUUGCUCAUGAAAGAAAUCAAUGGAAGGAGUAUGAAGCCCAAAAAAAAAGUUUUUGGUCCAGUGAUUCGAUGUUUGGACAACGAAGACUAUUGUCUGAUAUGACUAUUGGGAUUAUGGGUGUCGGUAAUAUUGGAAAAAUUGUUGCGAAGACUUUGAAACAUUUCAAUGCUAAAAUUUGGGGCUUAACUCGAACGAUUCCAACUACAAAAGAGCCUUACAUUGACGAGUAUCGGAUGACAAGUUCAUUACCAGAAUUUCUAUCUAACUGCCAUUAUAUUAUAAAUAUAAUGCCAGCCACUCCAGAAACUAAUGGGCUAUUGAAUGGCGAUAUGUUAAAGAAUUGUAAAGAAAAUAACGCAAUUUUUAUGAACAUUGGUAGAGGAAAUAUAAUUAAAGAGGAUGACUUGGUGAACGCUCUUGAAAAUAAAUGGAUAACUGCUGCAAUUCUAGACGUUUUUGAAGUCGAACCUUUACCAUCGACCAGCAAACUUUGGACAAUGCCUCAGGUAAUAAUUUCGCCACAUAAUGCAUGCUUAGCAAGUGCAGAAAGUGUUGCAGAAUUGUUUUGCAAUAAUUAUAGUAAAUUCACCCAUGGUGAACCAUUACUUCACAUUGUAAAUUUUCAACGGGGCUAUUGAUAAAAUAUUUACUUCGAUUAUUAA